This is a messenger RNA of Pan troglodytes (chimpanzee), 2059 nucleotides long. It is a transcript of the gene TNIP3, whose product is annotated as TNFAIP3 interacting protein 3. The record is from RefSeq and is a predicted model, not a curated record. The transcript has 14 exons. NCBI's taxonomy places the organism in Eukaryota, Metazoa, Chordata, Mammalia, Primates, Hominidae. Bases 720 to 1727 code for a protein of 335 amino acids. Gene Ontology annotation, biological process: cellular response to lipopolysaccharide; regulation of transcription by RNA polymerase II.
ACAGAGGAGCUGAUGGUCAAGCAUUUAUAGCUCGGCUUUCACUCUGUAUCAAAAUCCUAUCUACCCUUCAAGGCCCAGCAGAAACUCUGACUCUUUCCAUAGCUAUUAAAGUGACUUCAGAAAUGAAGACUCUUCACAACAGCCUUGGAAACAUGGAAUGACACCUCUGAUUCUCUGAAAGUGAUUUCAGCUAGUGAUACUUCUCAUGAAACAAAGCUUGACUAAAAGCCAGACUCUUAAAAUAUGUGGCACAAUGUGAGAGGGAUGGAGGUGAAGUGAACAGAGCAUAUGUAACAGAAAAGACCCAAUUAAUUCUUAGGGAUGGCCUAUUGAAAGUCUCAUUUUUCUGAAACCAAACUUGUGGCUCUUCAGAAGAGUUAUUACUUAUUCAUAAAUAACCAUAUGGCUCUCUUGAGCUAAUAGAAAAUCUGUUUGUUGUUUAUCUGCAUAGCAGAAGAGGCAAAGGAAUUGUAAUGAAAGAUGUAAAGGUAUAGAAUUUCCAUUUAAUAGAAGCCAUCACACCUAACAAUGUAUGUGCAUCAGGAUAUUUUACAGGGGAGACUCAAGAGGCACAAUGCCAAGGAUGGUAUUUCCUGGCAAGAAAAUGUUCUUCCCACCCACCUUUCUAGGUCAAUGUUACCACAUCCCUAGUUUAUUACUACCAAAUACAAAGUUAAAGCUGAAGAGAACCUUACACUAUAUAAAACUAUGGAGUGUGUAUGUGCAUGACUCCAGGAAAAACAGCUUCCAUGGCACAUUUUGUACAGGGCACAUCUAGAAUGAUUGCUGCAGAAAGUUCUACGGAGCAUAAAGAGUGUGCUGAAUCAUCAACAAGAAAGAACUUGAUGAAUUCUCUUGAACAAAAGAUAAGGUGUUUGGAAAAACAAAGAAAAGAGCUCCUGGAAGUCAACCAGCAAUGGGAUCAGCAAUUUAGAAGUAUGAAAGAGUUAUAUGAAAGAAAGGUAGCAGAGCUGAAGACGAAACUGGACGCCGCGGAAAGAUUCCUCAGCACGCGGGAGAAGGAUCCGCAUCAGAGGCAGAGAAAGGACGACAGGCAGAGAGAGGACGACAGGCAGCGCGACCUGACCCGGGACCGGCUGCAGCGGGAGGAGAAGGAAAAGGAACGCCUAAAUGAAGAAUUACAUGAAUUGAAGGAAGAGAAUAAACUUUUAAAGGGAAAAAAUACUCUUGCGAACAAGGAAAAGGAACAUUACGAAUGUGAAAUAAAACGCCUCAAUAAGGCUCUUCAGGAUGCCUUGAAUAUCAAGUGUUCAUUUUCCGAGGACUGUUUGAGGAAGUCUCGAGUGGAAUUCUGCCAUGAGGAGAUGAGAACAGAAAUGGAAGUUCUGAAGCAGCAGGUGCAAAUAUACGAAGAAGACUUCAAAAAGGAACGAUCGGAUCGAGAGAGACUUAAUCAAGAGAAAGAGGAGCUACAGCAAAUUAAUGAAACUUCCCAAUCCCAGUUGAACAGGCUGAAUUCCCAGAUAAAAGCUUGUCAGAUGGAGAAAGAAAAACUAGAAAAGCAAUUAAAACAGAUGUAUUGCCCACCCUGUAACUGCGGCUUGGUUUUCCACCUGCAAGAUCCAUGGGUACCAACAGGCCCUGGAGCUGUGCAGAAGCAACGGGAGCACCCACCAGACUAUCAGUGGUAUGCUCUUGACCAGCUUCCGCCAGAUGUACAACACAAGGCAAAUGGUUUAUCCUCAGUAAAGAAAGUCCAUCAGUAGAAGUACACACUAACAGAGAGAGACAACAGGCAACGAGGGAGCGUGGCUGAGGACCCUCUUCUUUGUUUAUACUGAGGCUUGUUUCUGCCACAAAGGCACAUCAUCUACCCUGUUAUUUGUGCCUGGUCAUGUUUUCCUUUGGCAUGAAUACGGGAAAAGGAUUCUGACAGCUAAGAUCCUGAUCAAAUUGGAGGAGCCAGUUAUUAUACAACCAAAUACAACUUCCAGUUUCCUUGAAAUGAGACUUGGCAGAUGGAUGAUGCACGACUCCCUGAAAAUCUCUUCAGCAUAUUGCUGUUGGAUGCACAAAAAUGAUUCUAUGAUUUAAGCAA